Messenger RNA from Canis lupus familiaris (dog), 3219 nucleotides. RefSeq names its product CDAN1 interacting nuclease 1 (gene CDIN1). Gene Ontology annotation, cellular component: cytoplasm; nucleus. The transcript is spliced from 11 exons. NCBI's taxonomy places the organism in Eukaryota, Metazoa, Chordata, Mammalia, Carnivora, Canidae. Bases 223 to 1068 code for a protein of 281 amino acids. The record is from RefSeq and is a predicted model, not a curated record. Gene Ontology annotation, biological process: erythrocyte differentiation.
CCGCGCCGCGCCGCGCCGCCGGGUGAAGCCUAAACCGUGCAGCCAGUUGGGUGCGGGGCGUGCAGGGGGUGCAGGGGGUGCAGGGGGUGCAGGGGCAGACCCAAACAGACUAGGACCCGGCGCCGCGCCGCUGUGUGCGCAGCCCUGGUCUCCGGGCUCCGCGGCCGCCGCAGCCUGGGUGUUUCUCCCUUGUCCCCGCCACUUCCCAGUCCCUCGCCCAACAUGAUACUGACCAAAGCCCAGUACGACGAGAUAGCCCAGUGCCUAGUGUCUGUGCCGCCCACCAGGCAGAGCCUGAGGAAGCUGAAGCAGACGUUCCCCAGUCAAUCGCAGGCCACUCUGCUGAGCAUCUUCUCCCAGGAGUACCAGAAACAUAUUAAAAGAACACAUGCCAAACAUCAUACUUCAGAAGCGAUUGAAACUUAUUAUCAGAGGUACCUGAAUGGAGUGGGGAGAAAUGGAAGUGCCCCAGUGCUCCUGGAGCUGGCCAAUGAGGUGGACUAUGCACCCUCAUUAAUGGCUCGGAUUAUACUGGAGAGGUUUCUACAAGAGCACGAGGAAACGCCACCCUCCAAGUCUGUUAUAAAUAGUAUGCUACGGGACCCUUCUCAGAUUCCAGAUGGAGUUCUAGCAAAUCAGGUCUAUCAGUGCAUCGUGAAUGACUGCUGUUAUGGCCCACUGGUGGACUGCAUCAAACAUGCCAUUGGUCAUGAGCAUGAAGUCCUGCUGAGAGACCUGCUUCUGGAGAAAAACCUGUCCUUCCUAGAUGAAGAUCAGCUCCGUGCAAAGGGUUAUGACAAAACACCAGACUUUAUUUUACAAGUUCCAGUUGCUGUGGAAGGGCACAUAAUUCACUGGAUUGAAAGCAAAGCCUCAUUUGGUGAUGAAUGUAGCCACCAUGCCUACCUGCACGACCAGUUCUGGAGCUACUGGAAUAGAUUCGGGCCGGGCUUAGUCAUCUAUUGGUAUGGCUUUAUCCAGGAGCUGGACUGUAACCGGGAGAGGGGCAUCCUGCUCAAAGCCUGCUUCCCCACGGACAUUGUCACCUUGUGCCACAGCAUAGCUUGACCCUGAUGGAUCCUGGAAGAGGAGCCGGGAGGAAAAGAUGAAUCCGGAAGCAAUUUUACUUUCCUGCGGUGUAACUGCUGGCAGCAUCUGCCCUGAACUUCAGCUGAACCCUUGCUGUCCGUGGCCACACCACUACCUCUCCAGACAAACACAUCCAGAGUUUCUGUUUUCCUUCAAUCCUUGCUGAUGUGAACAGCCAAGAACUGCAGGCACAACCCACUCAUUAUCAGCAUUUCUGUCUCUGUCAAACAGUUAGUUUAUAGAUAGUUAUAAUCUUUCUUCCUUCCGGAUGGUUUCUCCUUGUAUACUGAACAAAAGAAGAAAUGUGGGGACUGAAAGGUGUGAUUUUUAUCAAUUCGCCUCCCAGUUCCCGAAUCACCCUCUUAAUUUUUUUUACCUAAGCCUCCAUUCAUCCCCUGUCCCUCCCCUGUCCUUUCCAUGGGCACUCACAAGCCCCCAGUGUUGCAUCACCAUCACGGAAUAAUAUCGCACCAGUCCUAGCAGAGCAGAGGGCAUGGAGGCCAAAACUAGAUUUUUUUGCUCUCACCUGCGAGGAGACCUCGAUGGUAGUCCAUUCUUGUUUUGUCCAGUCUUUACGGUUUCCUGAUGUUGCUGGCAGGAAGCCAAGCCGAAAAAAAUACACUUGAUGAGAAUUUCCUCUUUUUAUAAUGCUUAUUUGAACACCAAAGACUUUCCCUUUAUCUCAUGUAAAAGUAUUGGUUAUAUCGUGUCUGGAAACCACACUUCUCUGGAUCAGGGGCUCAGGGGAGACCGUGGAAGCAUGGUGCCAAGCCUGGGCAAAAUUUAUUUUUAAACACGGCUACUUGUCAGUAUGUAUGGUAGUAGUCAGUAUUUUUAGGAGUACAGUUUUUUAAAAGCGCAUUCCAUGCACUGCUUUGUAUCUGCAUUUUAUACCACGUAAUUACAUAACACUCAGAUAACCUAGGCAUUAGCAAUGUUCAUCAAUGAAUGAAUCAAGUGUACCAGAAAUAAACCUUGAGUGAUUUUUUUUCAACUAAGCAAAAUAAAAUAUAUUUGUUCACUUUUUACACUGCAAACCAAAUUUCAACCGAAAGCAAAAACAUCAAUAAAUCCAUAAUAAACCUGUCUUUUGGGAGGCUAAAAACUUACUUGUCCCCCAAGAAUGUCUUUGUGAAAUAUUUGCCCCCAUGUCGAAAAUACAUAAUAUCUUUUAUAAUGUCGAAUAGAUGAGUUUGGAAGUAUUGACAAAAAUAGAACUUCUACAAACACCUCUAAGUUACAUACACUGUCUGCUGCUUUCAAAAGACUAAAUAUGCCACGUUCAUUCUGUACCUAAAGGUUUACAAGUCUCCCAGCUGCCUUUCCUUUUGAAGGACACAGAACGUCAGGUCCAGACGUGGGGAUUUUAACCCCAUUGUGGGUUGCACUGAACAAGAAAGGAGGGAAGAUGAGGGGGAAGGAGGUCUCCAGCAGACGUCUGUUUCAGUGUCAAAGUAUCACGCCGGCUUUGUGAAGGCAGUGGAGUGGUCUGAAACCACUGCUGUUGCCUUUGUGCACGCACUCACGCGCGCACACGCACACAUGCACACACUAGACACAAAACUGCUGUUCAACCAUUUUCAGGGCAUACCCUAAACUGCUUUUUCUUGUUUAAGAAUAAAUUACAUUUUUCGACAUUUAUCGAAAACCCUGUUAAACUCUUGUCAAGGAUUUGUUUUACAUUAGACAAAUGUACGAGGAGGGGGCACAAAUAAAUUUUUAAAAUAAGUGCUUGCACUUCAUAUUCCUCCUCCUACCUGGUGCCCCAACAUAAUAUGUUAGGAGAAGAUGUUGCUGUUUUCUGGCAAAGGUCCCACCUCCUCUUUAUGAAGGAGGUUUUAAAAUUUGGCCCUAAGAAAGGGGAAAGAAACCAGUAAGCUGUACAUAUCAUGAUAGAGUUACAAGUUAUUCAAAACUAAGCUUUUGCCCACAUUAAACUAAUGUGAUAAUUAUAUCUAUGAUUCUUCAGUUGGAAGAGUGUAGGGAGUUUUGUCCCCAAAUUGAAAGCUUAAAAUCCCCUUAUUCUUUUCCUCUCACGGUGGAAAUACUUACUGUGUUCUAUCAAUAUGUGUUUACUUGUUUAUAUUUUUUAGUUCAGACAAUAAAAAUGGCCCUGGAAAGUAGACAUGA